Messenger RNA from Neltuma alba, 2757 nucleotides. Its product is annotated as probable DEAD-box ATP-dependent RNA helicase 48. The record is from RefSeq and is a predicted model, not a curated record. Gene Ontology annotation, molecular function: nucleic acid binding; ATP binding; RNA helicase activity. NCBI's taxonomy places the organism in Eukaryota, Viridiplantae, Streptophyta, Magnoliopsida, Fabales, Fabaceae.
AAACCCUAAACCCUUCUUCGCGGAUUGACACUGUGUCCCCUCCGAAACGAUGUACUCGUCAGUCGUAGCAGAACGAUCCAGGGCAUUGUCGAAAAUCCUCUGCAACUUCAUCUUGGUCCGAAACAUGGGUGGGGGUCCUCGGACUUUCCCGGGCGGCGUCAACAAGUGGAAGUGGAAGCGCAUGCACGAGAAGCGAGCCAGGGAUAAAGAGAGAAGGCUUCUCGAACAAGAAAAGCAGCUUUACCAGGCUCGCAUUCGCUCCCAUAUCCGUGCCAAACUCGCGGGAAAACCCGACACCUCAAGCGCCACUCACAACCCUAUGGCCCCGGAGGACCAUAUUAAGGCCUUGGCCAAUCGAUUUAUGAAGGAAGGAGCUGAAGAUCUCUGGAACGGAAAUGACGGUCCGUUGAAGCCUCCGCCUCCGCGUCUCAGAGAAUUUCCAGGAUCAAGCAGACGGCGAGGAUCAAUCGCGUCGCCGGUUGAUCCGAGGAAACUGGUACCGGAAGGCCGUCACAUGUUUUCUGAUCGCCAAAAGGACUAUCUGACGAAUACGAGUUGUAAUUUUACUCAGAGCAGGGGUUACUCAACGCAAAAUUGGAGGAGGUUUCAGAGGAAUGAGAGCUCGUCAGAGGAGGAAGAUUCUGAUUUUGGUUUGAAGAGAAACCCUGCAAGACCCAUAGUCAGAAAUUCAUUUAGUAGUCAGAAAACCCUGAUUAAUGCAAAUGCGGGUGAGUAUAUAAACAAGAAGCAAAAUAUCCCGAAGAGGCAGCGAAAGUUAUGGAGAGAUGACAGUUCUUCCGGCGAGAGUGAAUCGGACAUGGAUUCAGACGGUUCAGGGAUCGUCAGGGGCGUGAAUAAGAUAGGUAGUAGUGCUUCUUUGGGGAAGUAUGACGUAAAGACGAAGAGGAGGUCCUCCCGAAGUCAUGACGAGGAGAGUGACCUUUCGGAACAGGUUGAAUUGAUCAGGUAUGAACUAAAUAAGAGGAAGAUGUCCCAGAAUGACCAGCAGAAAAGUGAGGAAGAUUCGUUACUUAGUCAGAAAAGAUUUGAUGAGUGUGACAUAUCGCCACUGACAAUCAAGGCACUUUCUUCAGCUGGUUAUAUUCGCAUGACACGAGUUCAAGAGGCUAGCCUUUCCGUUUGCCUUGAGGGCAAGGAUGCUCUAGUCAAAGCUAAAACUGGCACUGGGAAAAGUGCGGCAUUUUUGCUUCCUGCUAUUGAAACAGUUAUUAAGGCAAUGAGUGUAAAUGCCCCUCAACGUGUGCCUCCAAUACUUGUUCUGAUCCUUUGCCCUACCAGAGAACUUGCGAUUCAAAUCACUGCAGAAUUGAAAGUUCUUCUCAAAUACCAUGAUGGAAUUGGAGUUCAGACUCUAAUAGGAGGUAUUCGAUUUAAAGAUGACCAGAAACGUCUUGAAUCAGAUCCAUCACAGAUCAUUGUUGCUACUCCAGGGAGGUUGCUGGAUCAUAUUGAGUAUAAGUCUGGAAUAUCUCUGCGGUUGAUGGGUUUGCAGAUGCUUAUACUCGAUGAAGCUGAUCAUUUAUUGGACCUAGGCUUUCGAAAGAGUGUAGAAAAGCUUGUUGAUUGUUUGCCCCGUCAAAGGCAAUCUUUGCUAUUUUCUGCAACCAUUCCAAAGGAGGUCCGACGUAUAUCUCAACUUGUUUUAAAAAGGGAUCACACGUAUAUUGACACAGUGGGGAUAAAUUGCGUGGAAACUCCUGUUAAAGUAAAGCAGUCUUAUCUUGUUGCUCCUCAUGAAUCUCAUUUUCAAAUGUUGCACCAUAUUUUGAAGGAGCAUAUCUUGCAAGCACCUGAUUAUAAGGUUAUUGUUUUCUGUAUAUCUGGGAUGGUGACUUCACUCGUGUAUCAACUUCUUCGGGAAAUGAAAAUGAAUGUUAGGGAGAUGCAUUCCAGAAAGCCUCAGCUUUAUCGAACUCGCAUAUCAGAUGAGUUCAGGGAAUCCAAACAGCUGAUUCUUAUCUCGUCUGAUGUGUCAUCUCGCGGAAUGAAUUAUCCUGAUGUUAGCUUAGUCAUCCAGGUGGGUAUUCCUACUGACCGAGAACAGUAUAUCCAUCGUGUUGGAAGAACAGGACGAGAAGGCAAAGAAGGGGAAUGCAUACUGUUAAUUGCUCCGUGGGAAGAGUACUUCUUAGAUGAAAUCAAAGAUCUCCCUCUCACGAGAUUCCCUUUACCUGAUGUGGAUCCUGAGACAAAGCUUAAGGUAGAAAGUUCAAUGGCAAAGAUUGAUAAUGACGUCAAAGAAUCGGCUUAUCAUACCUGGCUUGGUUAUUAUAAUUCGAUAAGAGAAAUCGGGAGGGAUAAAACCACUCUAGCUGAGCUAGCAAACCAAUUUUCGGAAUCAAUUGGUUUGCAGAGGCCUCCUGCUCUCUUCAGGAAGACUGCACUAAAAAUGGGAUUGAAAGACAUUCCUGGCAUCAGAAUACGUAGAUAGCUCUAUGUGGAUAGGUAAAGCUAAUAGUAAGUAACAGGGAGCAUUGUGGGGAUCACGGGAAAGGUGUCAGGGAGAAAACCCCUCAUGAAAUUGCGCAGUCAAAGGUCGACUCCCAACACCAAAUACUUCCUCCGGUCCUAUAUGUAAGUUCCACUUUUAAAGAGGGAUUUGGUACAAAAUACAAGCUUUAUUUUUGAGUUUGUCUGAACAUUUAUUAUUAUUAUUUUUUAUUUUGCCUUUAGUUCAUUGUAUUUAGUACUCCCUCUGUCAUUAAUAUUACCUUCAUAUAUCUUCUUUUAUCAUUU